AUGCAUAUCGAGAACAACGGUUCAUUGCAGGAGAAAUUGAUGUUAACGAAAACUCUUGCGAAGCUUUCCGUACAACGCGGAACCCUGCGUAACGUCGUUCAUCUCGUUGGAAACCAUUGGAUUAAUGAGGUUUGUGUGCAAUCCAUGCAACGUUUUCAAAUUCCAUAUUGUUCAGAUUAUGCAGGACCACGAACGAUCCAAGUGGUCAGUCUCACUGAAACCGCAGGAACCGAACAAGACAAUUCCGGCGGAAAUGCUGAACGCUCCAGCCGGUCAGUUUUACAAAACCAGAGACCGUUAUACUUCAUUGUUUCCAGGCCUGCUCGCCAAAGUUCUGAAGGUGAAAAAAACGCCGAUGAACAGACGAUCGGCGAAAAAUAUUGCGAUUCUUUUCAAACUGCAUCUCGCAAACAUUUUGUAUGUUUCCCGGAGCACGUAUAACACGGACUUUUUCUGCUUUCAGCAACCACAGUCGUUCGACGAGCAAGAAAGAAUUGAAGAGAGCGAGAGGAGUGUAG
Messenger RNA from Caenorhabditis sp. 36 PRJEB53466, 518 nucleotides. Lineage: Eukaryota; Metazoa; Nematoda; Chromadorea; Rhabditida; Rhabditidae. The record is from the annotation of a GenBank genome assembly.